Hansenula anomala is the source of this 2466-nucleotide messenger RNA. RefSeq names its product mannosyl-oligosaccharide glucosidase (gene CWH41). Gene Ontology annotation, molecular function: Glc3Man9GlcNAc2 oligosaccharide glucosidase activity. Gene Ontology annotation, cellular component: endoplasmic reticulum membrane. Gene Ontology annotation, biological process: oligosaccharide metabolic process; protein N-linked glycosylation. Lineage: Eukaryota; Fungi; Ascomycota; Saccharomycetes; Phaffomycetales; Wickerhamomycetaceae. The record is from RefSeq and is a predicted model, not a curated record. The coding region runs from base 1 to 2439 and encodes 812 amino acids. The transcript has a single exon.
AUGCUAAGGAACUUUCUGCUGCUUCUAACGGCUCUUCUAACAGUUGUUUCGGGGCUAGAUGUUGAUAAAGAACAACUCAUCAAAGACUACCAAAAUGCCAUUGAUCAAUCGUUAUUAUGGGGUCCUUAUAGACCAAAUGCUUACAUGGGUAUAAGACCGAGAAUCCCACACUCUUUGGUUUCAGGUUUGUUCUGGUUCAAUGCCGAUGAUAUACAAAACAUCCAUAAAAUUAGACAUUUUUGUGAUAAUGGUGCAGAUUUCCAAGGUUUUGGCUGGACCAAAUAUGAUCCAAGAUUAGGAGGUCGUCAAGAGUUUAAAGAUAAUGAAUUGAAAUUGGAUAUAACUACUGAUUUCGUAAAGUCCAAAGAUGGUAAUUGGGCUAUGAAAGUGAAAGGUGUUCCAAGACCUGGUUAUGAAUCUCAAACUAAUUCUAUUGUUUUCUAUGCUGGGUUAGAAGGUGAAGGAAUGUUAACUUCGGCAUCUGGUGAACCUCCUGAAGGGUUUAAGAAAGGUGAUUCGAUCAAAUUGCUAGGUCACUCCAUAGAUUUCCAAGGUUUUGAGAUUGAUGUUAGUGAUGGUCCAAAGACUAAUCUACAUAAAAGUCUAAAAAAGAGUCAACUGGCAGAUCCAGCUUUGAAUCCAGCUAGAACCCAUUAUCUUUCAAUGAGAGUACCGGAUGGUAAUGUUUGGAAAGCUAAGGAUAUUUUCAAUGUUUUGAUUAGUGAGUCUGUUAAUGAUAUCGCUGCAAAGAAUCCAGAUGCAAAGGUUAUGCCACAUCCAAGUUCACUCAUGUCAUUAAGAAAUAUCAAUGGAUUUGAAGGUAACUUACAUUUUAUCCAAAAAACUUUCACAGGCGCUUUUGAAUUUGAUAUCACUUUUAACAUUGAGAAUGCUGAUAAACGAUUAGAGUUUGAAGAUAUUGAUGAAUUAACAAAUAAAACCAUCUCCAAGUUUGAAAAUAAAUUCAACAAAGUCUUUGAUUUGCAACCACCUUUCAACAAGCCAAAAUAUCAAAAAUUUGCUGAAGAGUUUUUAUCUAACAUAAUGGGAGGUAUUGGAUAUUUCUAUGGUGAUCAUUUAGUUGAUAGAGAAACAGAAUUUAAUGAAGAGAAAUAUGAAAAUAUCCAAUUGGAUGGGAAACCUGAAGGUCCUUUUGAGUUGUUUAGUGCUAUCCCUUCAAGAACUUUUUUCCCUAGAGGGUUUUACUGGGAUGAAGGUUUCCAAUUGAUUCCAAUCUUACAAUAUGAUACAGAUUUGGUUUUGGAAAUAUUGAAAAGUUGGUUCAAUUUGAUUGAUGAAGAUGGAUGGAUCGCUAGAGAACAAAUCUUGGGUGCUGAAGCAAGAAGUCAAGUUCCAGUUGAAUUCCAAGUUCAAAAUCCAAAUAUUGCAAAUCCUCCAACUUUAAUGUUGUUAUUCACUGAUUUACUAAAUAAAGCUAAAGAAGCUCAAGAAGGUUCAGCGGAUUUGGGUGACAUUGAUGAACCAGAAACUGUUGAUGCGUAUGGGAAAGUUGACUUUACAGAGUUGACGGAUGCACAUUUAAAAUAUCCAGAUCUUUUGAUUGAUUACGCUGAAAAAAUUUAUCCGAAAUUACAAUCACAUUACGAAUGGUUCAAGAGAACUCAAAGGGGUGAAUUGGAAGAAUUUGAGCGUGAACCAUCUUCACCAGUGGAAGCUUAUAGAUGGAAAGGUCGUACUUUCACACAUAACUUACCAUCUGGUCUUGAUGAUUACCCAAGGGCCCAACCACCAGAUAUUGCUGAAUUGAAUGUUGAUUUGAUUUCAUGGGUAGGUACAAUGACAAGAUCUAUGAAGAAGAUUGCUGAGUUAUUAGGUAAAAAGGAAGAUGCUGCCAAGUACUCCAAAGUUGAAUAUGCCAUCCAAAGAAACAUUGAAGAUCUUCAUUGGUCAGAAAAGGAUAAAGCAUAUUGUGAUGUUUCUGUUGAUCAAGCUGACAAUGAUGUUUUCUACUGUGCUAAAGGAUAUAUCUCUCUAUUCCCAUUUGCAUUAAAGAUGUUGGCACCUGGCAACAAGCACAUUCGUGAUGUUAUCGAAUUGAUUGCUGAUCCAGAAGAGUUAUUUUCACCAUUUGGUUUGAGAUCCCUUUCAAAGUCCAAUGAAUUCUAUAGAACAGAUGAAGACUACUGGAGAGGUCCGAUUUGGCUCAAUAUCAACUAUUUGGUCUUGGACAGUUUAUUACAUUAUGGUACUGGUGAAAACGCUAAGCAACUUGAUCAAGAUACCUUUGCGUUGGCCAAUAAGACAUACACUGAGCUCAGAAAGAAUCUUGUCAACAACGUCUACAGACAGUGGAGGGCAACAGGGUUCGCCCAUGAACAGUAUGAUGACAAGACAGGUAAGGCCAAGGGAGCUAAGCACUUUUUAGGCUGGACUGGGCUUGUUACUGUGAUUAUGAGAAUGCCAGAGUCGUUGAAAUAGAUGGAAUAGAUGUCAUUUUUCAAAUCU